Messenger RNA from Acanthosepion pharaonis, 1473 nucleotides. The record is from the annotation of a GenBank genome assembly. Lineage: Eukaryota; Metazoa; Mollusca; Cephalopoda; Sepiida; Sepiidae.
AUGUUAUAUUUGACCCUUUUUUAUAUCUCAUUCCUCUUAUGCCUUUUUUUUUAUCUCAUUCCAUUUUUACCGUUUUUACCUUUCAUUCAACUUGUGCCUUUUUUCUCUCAUUCCUUUUGUGCUUUUUUCCUCUCAUUCUAUUUGGGGCUUUUUACCUCUCAUUCCAGUUGUGAUUUUUACCUCUCAAUCCACCUCCGCCUUUUUUAUUUCUUCUUCCAUUUAUACCCUUUUUACCUCUCAUUCAAUUUGUACCUUUUUUCUUCUCAUUCCAUUUAUGCCUUUUUCUUCUCAUUCUAUUUUUGUCUUUCAAAACUCAUUCCAUUUGUGUCUUUUUUCUUCUCAUUUUAUUGGUGUCUUUUUAUACCUCAUUCCAUUUUUGCAUUUUUAACUCACACUGCUUCUGUGCCAUUUUUAUCUCUCAUUCCAUUUUGUACCUUUUUUACCUCUCAUCCCACUCGUGUCUGUUUUAUCUCUCAUUACAGCGGUGACUUUUUACAUUCCAUGUGUGACUUUUUUAUCUUUCAUUCCAUUUGUGUCUUUUUUAUCUCAUUCCAUGUGUGCCUUUUCUCCUGUCAUUUCAUUUGUAUCUUUUUACUUCACAUUCCAUUUAUACCCUUUUCCUCUCAUUGCAUUUGUGCCUUUUACCGCUCACUUCACUUGUGCCUUUUUUACCUGUCAUUCCUUUUGUGCCGUUGUUACCUCUCUUUCCAAUUGUACCUUUUCACCUCUCAUUCCACUUGUACCUUUUUACCCCUCAUUACAUUUUCUUUUUUCCCUAAUUCUUUUCAUGCCUUUUCCCUCACAUUCCAUUUAUUUUUUUUUUACCUCACAUUCAAUUUGUGCCAUUUUUACCACUCAUUUCACUUCGCCUUUUUCACUUGUGCUUUUUUACAUCCCAUUCUACUUCUUACCUCUCAUUUCAUUUGUGUCUUUUUACCUCUUAUCGCACUAGUGCAUUUUUCCUUUCAUUCCAUUUCUGUAUGUUUCAAUUUGUGCCUUUUUACCUCCCAUUCCAUUUGUGCCUUUUUUUCUUCUCAUUCCACUUAUGCCUUUUUAUCUCUAAUUCCAUUUAUACUUUUUUUACCUUUCAUACAACUUGUGCCUUUUUUACCUGUCUUUCCAUUUGUGUCUUUUUACCUCUCAUUUUGUUUGAGUUUUUUUUCUCUCAUUCCUUUCAUGUCUUUUUGCCUUUGUUUCCAUUUAUAUUUUUCCAGUCUUUUUUUUUUCCUUUCUUUCAAUAUCCGUCUGUUGUCUACUCGAACACUGUUUUUUUUUUCACGAAGACGUACACCUGAGUCCCCGUUUACAUUUUCACAAUGGACAAUUCCAGGUGAUCUAAAUCGUAUUUUUGUUCUUUACCUAAAACUCUCUCUUUCUUUCUCUCUCACUCUCUCUCUCACUCUCUCUCUCACUCACUCUCUCUCUCUCUCUCUCUCUCUCUUCCUCUCAAUCACUAUAUCUCUCAAAAACUGA